Messenger RNA from Saccharomyces eubayanus, 858 nucleotides. It is a transcript of the gene PDL32, whose product is annotated as putative ADP-ribose 1''-phosphate phosphatase. Lineage: Eukaryota; Fungi; Ascomycota; Saccharomycetes; Saccharomycetales; Saccharomycetaceae. The transcript has a single exon. The record is from RefSeq and is a predicted model, not a curated record. Bases 1 to 858 code for a protein of 285 amino acids.
AUGAGGAUGACAGGUUCUCUUAGUGGUGAGUCCUUACUGCAUGGAGUAAAAAGAAUGAGAAUAAUAUUAUGUGAUACGAAUGAAGUAGUUACCAAUCUAUGGCGGGAAUCGAUACCCCAGGCAUAUAUCCAAAAUGACAGAUAUCUCUGCAUUCAUCACGGGCACCUCCAGUCCCUCAUGACUUCGAUGCGAAAAGGUGACAAAACCCACCACGGUCACUCGUAUGCAAUUGUUUCACCAGGAAAUUCAUUCGGCUAUCUGGGAGGGGGGUUUGAUAAAGCUCUGUAUAAUUAUUUCGGUGGAAAGCCCUUUGAGACAUGGUUCAGAAAACAGCUUGAAAAUAGAUACCAUACUGUUGGAUCUGCAACAGUAGUUGAUUUACAACAAUGCUUAGAAGAAAAAACCAUCAAAUGUAGGGAUGGUAUAAGGUAUAUCAUUCACGUCCCGACAGUUGUUGCCCCAUCAGCUCCUAUAUUUGAUUCGACAAAUCCUCUUAAUACAGGAUUUGAGCCUGUUUUCAACGCAAUGUGGAAUGCUUUGAUGCAUGCUCCAAACGGAAUUGAUGGUCUUAUUAUCCCUGGGUUAUGCACCGGGUAUGCAGGCGUACCACCCGCUAUUAGUUGUAAAAGUAUGGCAUUUGCAUUAAGGCUUUAUUUAAUGGGGGAUCUUAUGAGCAAGGAACUAAAGAAUGUACUCAUUAUGUAUUAUUUACGAUACCCAUUCCAACCCUUCUUCCCCGAAAGUUGCAAAAUAGAAUGCCAAAAACUAGACAUAGAUCUUGAAAAGUUGAAGUCAUUUGAUGUAGAAAAGGAUGCUCUAGAAGCGAUUAUUCCUCGAAAAAAAAAUUCAGAUGUAUAA